AUCAUAUUAGGAUACUGAACGAGCUAAAAACAUUAAUUAUUUGUUUAUUAGAUGGGUCUACAAUAUGAGUAUUAAGUCGGGAAAUUGACGGUUGUUAUCACCAAAAUGCACUCCUCGAGUCUAUCCUAAACAUCAAUGCACACACACGUGAUCCAUUUCGACGCAUCUCAUUGGCUACAUUCUUGGACCCAUUUUAUAUUUCUUCAUAAAAAGGCAUGACGGUACUUCAACGAAGACCAGGAACACCAUUAACAACCGAGUAAGAGAAAGUGCCUUUAAGUCCUCUCCGGGUGACUUAGUAAUGAGGAAUAGUGCCUUACCAAAGGACACUAUAUAGCCCAUCAAUUAUAACUUAGGCUCGAACCCGGGAAUCCUCGAUUACGAGACCACCGCCCUUUACCACUGAGCCAUCGCGCUUCUUUAAUAACUUUUGGCAUUGCUCGUUCCAGUUUCAUUACCAGUUUUUGUUGACUGGAUUUCUAUGUAUGAACAUGCUGAGAGCAAGUUCGUGAGUUAUGAACAGCGUAGGUUUUUGUUCAUACGACGUACAUCAUUUUAUUCCAUUUUAAUUUAGGGAACAGCUCAAUGUUGGAUAGCCAGGCAGAGAUUAUAUCUGACAACCUAACACGAGUUAAUAACCGUGAUGCCUCUUAAUUGAACACUUUGUCAAUAUACAGUCACUCACAUUACACGGUGUAUGCCAGGAAGUGCAUGAUACGCUGUCGGAAGAUGUUCCAUUUUGGGAGUGCCAUCGGCUCGAUCAUCGGACUAACCAGAAAACAAACAACCUUGCACUUAAAUUCAGUUCUUUAAAAUGCCAUUAACAGAUUUUAAUCUUGUUAAUGUGCAGAUAUUACCCAGUGAAUACUUUUGUCUUAACUAGCUUGGCACUAUUUUGUGAGACAAUCAGAUAAAUCGCAGUCCAUGAAUCUGGAUCUUCACUAGCCUAUUUCAUUACAAUUAAAAGAGUAUUAUCGUAAUGAAUGAAAGUACGGAAUCAGCUCUUUUUGCACAUCAUCAAUUUGCUGGCAAAAUAGUUUUCAUGGUAUGUAUUAUUCCUUUCCUACCUUGCAUCAUCGUCAGCAAUGCCCUGUUAGUGCUAGCAGUUUACAGACAUUACAGCCUCCGAACACCAACAAAUGCCAUUAUUGUGAGCCUUGCUAUCUCUGAUCUCCUCGACGCCCUUGUUGGGAUUCCACUGAGGGUGUAUGCAACCGUCUUUAAAUUCGAUGCAUCGUACUUCGCCGAAGAAAAUACUCCUUACUAUGCUCUACCCUUGAAUGCACUAUCUGGUGUUUCGUUUUGUCACAUUGUGGCGUUGACUGCAGAUCGAUUCAUAGCUGUUACGAAGCCGUUACGUUAUGCCAGCCUGGUGACGUUUAGACGCAUUGCCAUUGUCUUGGGAUGUCUUUGGCUUCUUAGUAUUUUGCCUAACACCGCCCGAUCUGUUAUCUCAGCGCAUGGAUCACCAACAAGUCAAGACGAGAAAGAAAGGGACUGUGGGGCACGCUUAACUGGGACAUUGAACGUAAACUUUACCUGGUUUUUAUUUUGUUUGAUCGUGAUUUCAAUGGUUGCGCUGCUUACCAUCAAUGCUUUGAUUCUUCACAUCGCAGUGAAACAAGCGAGAAAGAUUGCGAGUCAAAGAGUGAUCAUUCAGUUCCAACAGCAGCAACGCCCUGUACUAGAUGACCGAUUGAAAGCAUUUAAGACUAUCUCCCUUGUCGUGACAGUCUUCAUUAUCUUCUGGUUUCCGAUUCCCCUGUAUUUCAUAUUACGGCUUACAACCUACCUAUCGCCUUUUACUAUUAUGGUAUACAACCAUUCAUUCCUGGUAUUGCAUACAAUAAGUUUGGUUGUUAAUCCUAUCAUCUACGGCUUCAGAGAUCGGGCCUUUCGAAAGGCCUUCCAAAAUAUCAUCCGGCAAUUUUGAAUAAAGUAGUAAUCUUUCGAUGCUCGUCGUAACCCCUCUGACGCCAUUUUAGCGUGUGAUCUAUUCAUUAUCACAUCAAAGUAGCACCAUUUGUCCUGGAAGUAACUUUACAU
This is a messenger RNA of Strongylocentrotus purpuratus (purple sea urchin), 2046 nucleotides long. RefSeq names its product adenosine receptor A2b-like. Gene Ontology annotation, molecular function: trace-amine receptor activity. The transcript has a single exon. The coding region runs from base 980 to 1933 and encodes 317 amino acids. Gene Ontology annotation, biological process: G protein-coupled receptor signaling pathway. The record is from RefSeq and is a predicted model, not a curated record. Lineage: Eukaryota; Metazoa; Echinodermata; Echinoidea; Camarodonta; Strongylocentrotidae. Gene Ontology annotation, cellular component: membrane.